AAGGACCAUCAGCCAGCAGCGCAGCGCGAGCCCCCUGUCAUUGUUUUACAGCUGUAAAAAUCAUCCUCUUGUCGCCUUUAAGCCGAUGCACCAUGAAGCCGCAGCUGGCUGAGAGUCAAAUGCGAGGCUUUGCGACGAACCGGAGCGGAACCGAGGCCGUGCUCUCCCUCCAGCAGGAGCUCGUCGCGGUGAUACACGGAGCUUUCGAAGUGGCCGUCGAGAUCGCGGUUCGAGAGGUGAAGUCGCUCGUGGGUCAGGCCACGAGCGACUUCUACGAGGGGCUGCAGCGGGAGAACGAGUCUCUGAAACGGAGGCUGCGGAGAGCCGAAGCUCUGCUGCUGGACUCUGCCCGUGGCGUGGAGGAAAAUCAUCACGUCGGCUCGGAGCCAAGAGAUGCAGCGACGCACUCCCUUCGUAGCCAAAACACAGACCCUGAAGCGGUUGGUGUGGAUGGAGAGGGAGUCAGAGGUGAUCCGUUAGGUCACAGAAGCUCAAACUUUGACCUACAGGAACAGGACAGCAGGACGGAGCAGCAGGAGGCUGAUGUGAUCAGACUGUGUGACGAUGACGAUGAUGAUGGUGAUGAUGAUGAUGAUGAUGAUGAUGCAGCCACAGAAAUGGAGGAAGAAAUGAAUAUUAGCUCUGAAGGUGUUACGUCCCAAGUCUGUUCAGUGAAAAUGGAAAGCACAACCCCAGUAAGUCGAGACCCAUGUGCGCCAGACUCAGCACCACCUCCCAGUACUGCCACCAGGUGUAGCUCAGAGCAGGUGACCAUCAAGCAGGAGGAGCCGGAGCAGGAAACAGGGGGGGCGUCUUGCUGUUUGGACUUSAUUAAAGAGGAGGAUUUAAGCCUGGAGGACAUAAAGUGGCUGCCAGAAGUUUCUGAUGUUCACAACCAAGACCCACAUGCUCCACUGCUCAGCAGCAGGCUGGAUCAGGCAGCUCAUCCUGCAAACCUGACCAGCCUCCUUCCACUACCUGCAGAUCUCCAGUCCAUCMCCUCGGAGUUCGCAAACAUCUCCCAUGUGGCAGAACCAACUGCCAUAUCCCAAGCUCCUCCCCAAGUCUACGGAGUCCAUGUCCGGACGGUCCGGAACKUGGCUGCCGUCCACACGUGUAAGUUCUGCAGCCAGACCUUCCACUUGCCCAGUCUGCUGCGGAGGCACUACGGUCAGUGCCGCCAGAGGCUCCAGCAGCGUUGUCCUGUGCCGGUACCAGGAGGCCCACGGUCCAAGCUGCAGCUGUACCCACCGGGCUGCAGCCCCUUCCGCUGCACUGUGUGCAACCGAGAGUUCAACCGCCUAGAAAAUCUGAAGACCCACCUUCGUAUCCACACGGGAGAGAGACCGUACACCUGCUCCGUCUGCGCCAAGUGUUUCCGCCACUCCGGAGCGUUGACCCGGCACUUCCGCAUCCACACCGGAGAGAAGCCGUACCUCUGCGGACAGUGUGGGAAGUCUUUCAGGAACUGCGGUGGGCUCAAAUUCCACCAGCGUUCUCACAACAAACACCUCCAGUAGUCACUGCACAAAACCUUACAUUAUCCAUUUGAUGUAAAACUGGGUGCACUUGACUUGUGCUCAGUGCUCACCUAUGUUAAGACCCAUGGUAAACAAGUUAGUGUGUGCAGCUGAGCUGUGAUCGAUGGAACAAAGUUCUACUGGAUCCUGAUUGGCUGUCAGCACGACAUCACUGACUCACAUUAAAUCAUUAUAGGGGCAAUUUCAUGUAAAAUCAACUUUUUUUGAGUUUUAUAUCAUGUUAUAAUGUUAUACUCUCAUAAAAAAACAUGCCC
Molecule: messenger RNA, 1795 nt
Organism: Austrofundulus limnaeus
Lineage: Eukaryota; Metazoa; Chordata; Actinopteri; Cyprinodontiformes; Rivulidae
Product: zinc finger protein 697
Exons: 3
Coding region: 93-1520 (475 amino acids)
Biological process (GO): regulation of transcription by RNA polymerase II
Molecular function (GO): DNA-binding transcription factor activity; RNA polymerase II cis-regulatory region sequence-specific DNA binding
Source: RefSeq, a predicted model, not a curated record